CAUGCUUCGCAAAAGGCCAGAUGACACCCUACCCCUUUGCUGAUCCAGGGAGAUGACACCGAUUCUGAUGAUAUAAUAAUAUAUGUAAAGACUUCUUCAUCUGAUUAGCUAAAAAUGGGUAGGUCUGAGUUCUUGUGGGCUGGACGAGUGAUUCUUCUUCUUCUUCUUCAGCUGAUUCCAGGGAUUCUGGGUUGGGGAAAAGAGGGGCAUUACGCUACCUGCAAGAUCGCUGAGGCCUAUCUUACUUCAGAUGCAUUAGCUGCUGUGAAAUCAUUACUUCCUAGUGUAGCUGAAGGAGAUUUAGCCAAUGUCUGUUCAUGGCCUGAUCAAAUCAGGUUCCAUUAUCGCUGGAGUUCAUCACUUCACUUCUGCGACACUCCUGAUUUCAGAUGUAACUAUGAUUUCAAAAGUGAGUUCAUGAUUUCAUCCUUUUUUCUCUGUGUUUUGCUGCUAAUAGUAAAUACCCUUUGUAUAGGAGACUGCCAUGACACUAGAGGGCAGGAAAAUAGAUGUGUUACAGCAGCCAUAUAUAACUACACAACGCAGCUUAUGUCUUACAAUGACACUUAUUCCUCAAUGAGAUAUAAUCUAACAGAGGCAUUGAUGUUCUUAGCUCAUUUCAUGGGAGAUGUUCAUCAGCCUCUACAUGUUGGGUUUGUUGGUGAUCAAGGAGGAAACACGAUCAAUGUACAUUGGUAUAAGAGGAAAUCUAAUUUGCAUCAUAUAUGGGAUACUCUAGUCAUAGAGUCUGCAAUGAAGACAUUCUACUCAAACGAUCUUGGUGUCAUGAUUGAGUCGAUUCAAAAGAACAUUACCGAUGGAUGGUCUGAUGAGUUAGGGCAGUGGGAAGCUUGUGCGAAGGAUGGGGUUGCUUGUCCAGGCUCAUAUGCUUCUGAGAGUAUUAGUUUGGCUUGCAAAUAUGCCUACAGAAACGCCACGCCAGGAACCACCCUAAACGACAAUUACUUCUAUUCGCGGCUGCCUAUCGUAGAGAAGAGGCUCGCCCAAGGUGGGGUUCGGCUCGCAGCAGUUCUGAACCACAUCUUCACCUCGAAAUCAUUGGUUUCUCAACAGUGAGACUAAUUCUUAAUUCAAGUUUAACCAUUAUUAUUUUGUAUUUGCAAACUCUCAUAUAUGCUGAAUAAAUAUUAAUGUUUUAUAUU
This is a messenger RNA of Impatiens glandulifera, 1163 nucleotides long. RefSeq names its product endonuclease 4-like. The record is from RefSeq and is a predicted model, not a curated record. The transcript has 8 exons. Bases 115 to 1077 code for a protein of 320 amino acids. Gene Ontology annotation, biological process: DNA catabolic process. Gene Ontology annotation, molecular function: nucleic acid binding; endonuclease activity. NCBI's taxonomy places the organism in Eukaryota, Viridiplantae, Streptophyta, Magnoliopsida, Ericales, Balsaminaceae.